Messenger RNA from Candida dubliniensis CD36, 738 nucleotides. Its product is annotated as translation initiation factor 6. NCBI's taxonomy places the organism in Eukaryota, Fungi, Ascomycota, Pichiomycetes, Serinales, Debaryomycetaceae. The transcript has a single exon. Gene Ontology annotation, molecular function: ribosomal large subunit binding. The record is from RefSeq and is a predicted model, not a curated record. Gene Ontology annotation, biological process: maturation of 5.8S rRNA; cytosolic ribosome assembly; ribosomal subunit export from nucleus. Gene Ontology annotation, cellular component: preribosome, large subunit precursor; nucleolus; cytosol. The coding region runs from base 1 to 738 and encodes 245 amino acids.
AUGGCUACUAGAACUCAAUUUGAAAACUCUAACGAAGUUGGUGUCUUUUCCAAUUUAACCAACUCAUAUUGUUUAGUUGCCGUUGGUGGAUCAGAAAACUUUUAUUCUGCUUUUGAAGCUGAAUUAGGUGAUGUCAUUCCAAUCGUGCAUACAACCAUUGCUGGUACACGUAUUGUUGGUCGAAUGACUUCUGGUAACAGAAGAGGAUUAUUAGUCCCAACUCAAACCACUGAUCAAGAAUUAAUGCAUUUAAGAAAUUCUUUACCUGAUUCAAUUAAAAUACAAAGAGUAGAAGAAAGAUUAUCGGCAUUGGGUAAUGUCAUAUGUUGUAAUGAUUAUGUUGCCUUGGUUCAUCCUGAUAUUGAAAGAGAAACUGAAGAAUUAAUUGCUGAUGUGUUGGGUGUAGAAGUGUUCCGUCAAACUAUUGCUGGUAAUGUAUUAGUUGGCUCAUACUGUGCAUUGAGUAAUCAAGGUGGAUUGGUCCAUCCUCAAACUUCGAUACAAGACCAAGAAGAAUUGUCAUCUUUAUUACAAGUUCCAUUAGUUGCUGGUACUGUGAAUAGAGGUUCAUCGGUGGUUGGUGCCGGUAUGGUUGUUAAUGACUGGCUCAGUGUUGCUGGUCUGGAUACAACUGCUCCUGAAUUGUCAGUUAUUGAAUCUAUUUUCAGAUUACAAGAUGCCCAACCAGAUGCCAUUGGAGGCAAUUUAAGAGAUACUUUGAUCGAAACAUAUUCUUAA